AUGCGGUUUACUAACUUUAAUAUUAUAUUUUUUUGUGCUAUUUUAAUUAAUUUUGUCAGCUCGUCGCCAUACUACACAAAUAGUUCUGUUCCGUUAUAUUCCACUGAUUACCCAUCUACUUCUUUACAGAAAUAUACAGCUAUUGAUAGUAGAGGUUUAACUACUACACAAACUUCCACUUUUAUCUUAUCUACUACUUCUUCCAGCCAAAAAAAUGGUAUUGUAACUAUUUAUACAACUUGGUGUCCAUUAACUGAAAGUGAAAGUAUAGAUCAAACUACAACAUCAUCACAAAUACAAGGAUCUUCUACUUCAACUGAAACCGGCAAAAGUGAAAUUUUGAUUUCAAGCUACAUUACCUCAAAAUUAAUUACAUUUGCUUCUGAUUACCAUGGUUCUAGCAACUAUGUUGACUCUAGUCAAACAUAUACAUCAACGGAGAGUAAUAUUGUGGCUACCACGAGUUUUAUUUCUUCAUUAGAACCUUCUGUCAGUACAAGUUCUACACAAUCAUAUUCCACCACUACUUUUUCAUCCAAAAAUUCUGGUAGUGAACAUGUUACGGGCACUUCCACAUAUGUUUGGUCUACAACAUCUGUUACAAUUGGAAGUACUGUAACUGUAUACACUACUUGGUGUCCAUUAACUACUACUAUUUCAAUCGAAUCAUGUGCUGAUGAAAAAUGCCAUGAAUCUUCUCUUUCUACGAGCUCCGCUAUUUCUACCGCUGUAUUUCCUACAAGUUCCGUUGCCUUGAGUUCUACCUCCAGCAAUUCUGCUUCCAGCAAUUCUGCCUCUAGCAAUUCUGCCUCUAGCAAUUCUGCUUCUAGCAAUUCUGCUUCGACUUACACUUUGCCAGUUACCCAAUCUACCCAAACUUCUUCUUCAAGCGUUGAUAUUUCUUCACAAGAAAGUAACACUACACCUGUAAUUUCAUCUACUACUAACGAAAGUAGUGUAACUGAUACCAGUAGUGAUUCUGCAACUAUCUCCACAAGUUCCAAAGAAAUAUCUUCUUCAGAUAGUAUUGUUAUCACUAUAUCAUCUCCUUCUACAAGUUCUACACAAUCAUAUUCCACCACUACUUUUUCAUCCAAAAAUUCUGGUAGCGAACAUGUUACGGGCACUUCCACAUAUGUUUGGUCUACAACAUCUGUUACAAUUGGAAGUACUGUAACUGUAUACACUACUUGGUGUCCAUUAACUACUACUAUUUCAAUCGAAUCAUGUGCUGAUGAAAAAUGCCAUGAAUCUUCUCUUUCUACGAGCUCCGCUAUUUCUACCGCUGUAUUUCCUACAAGUUCCGUUGCCUUGAGUUCUACCUCCAGCAAUUCUGCUUCCAGCAAUUCUGCCUCUAGCAAUUCUGCUUCUAGCAAUUCUGCUUCUAGCAAUUCUGCUUCGACUUACACUUUGCCAGUUACCCAAUCUACCCAAACUUCUUCUUCAAGCGUUGAUAUUUCUUCACAAGAAAGUAACACUACACCUGUAAUUUCAUCUACUACUAACGAAAGUAGUGUAACUGAUACCAGUAGUGAUUCUGCAACUAUCUCCACAAGUUCCAAAGAAAUAUCUUCUUCAGAUAGUAUUGUUAUCACUAUAUCAUCUCCUUCUACAAGUUCUACACAAUCAUAUUCCACCACUACUUUUUCAUCCAAAAAUUCUGGUAGCGAACAUGUUACGGGCACUUCCACAUAUGUUUGGUCUACAACAUCUGUUACAAUUGGAAGUACUGUAACUGUAUACACUACUUGGUGUCCAUUAACUACUACUAUUUCAAUCGAAUCAUGUGCUGAUGAAAAAUGCCAUGAAUCUUCUCUUUCUACGAGCUCCGCUAUUUCUACCGCUGUAUUUCCUACAAGUUCCGUUGCCUUGAGUUCUACCUCCAGCAAUUCUGCUUCCAGCAAUUCUGCCUCUAGCAAUUCUGCCUCUAGCAAUUCUGCUUCUAGCAAUUCUGCUUCGACUUACACUUUGCCAGUUACCCAAUCUACCCAAACUUCUUCUUCAAGCGUUGAUAUUUCUUCACAAGAAAGUAACACUACACCUGUAAUUUCAUCUACUACUAACGAAAGUAGUGUAACUGAUACCAGUAGUGAUUCUGCAACUAUCUCCACAAGUUCCAAAGAAAUAUCUUCUUCAGAUAGUAUUGUUAUCACUAUAUCAUCUCCUUCUACAAGUUCUACACAAUCAUAUUCCACCACUACUUUUUCAUCCAAAAAUUCUGGUAGCGAACAUGUUACGGGCACUUCCACAUAUGUUUGGUCUACAACAUCUGUUACAAUUGGAAGUACUGUAACUGUAUACACUACUUGGUGUCCAUUAACUACUACUAUUUCAAUCGAAUCAUGUGCUGAUGAAAAAUGCCAUGAAUCUUCUCUUUCUACCAGCUCCGCUAUUUCUACCGCUGUAUUUCCUACAAGUUCCGUUGCCUUGAGUUCUACCACCAGCAAUUCUGCCUCUAGCAAUUCUGCCUCUAGCAAUUCUGCUUCUAGCAAUUCUGCUUCGACUUACACUUUGCCAGUUACCCAAUCUACCCAAACUUCUUCUUCAAGCGUUGAUAUUUCUUCACAAGAAAGUAACACUACACCUGUAAUUUCAUCUACUACUAACGAAAGUAGUGUUACUGAUACCAGUAGUGAUUCUGCAACUAUCUCCACAAGUUCCAAAGAAAUAUCUUCUUCAGAUAGUAUUGUUAUCACUAUAUCAUCUCCUUCUACAAGUUCUACACAAUCAUAUUCCACCACUACUUUUUCAUCCAAAAAUUCUGGUAGCGAACAUGUUACGGGCACUUCCACAUAUGUUUGGUCUACAACAUCUGUUACAAUUGGAAGUACUGUAACUGUAUACACUACUUGGUGUCCAUUAACUACUACUAUUUCAAUCGAAUCAUGUGCUGAUGAAAAAUGCCAUGAAUCUUCUCUUUCUACGAGCUCCGCUAUUUCUACCGCUGUAUUUCCUACAAGUUCCGUUGCCUUGAGUUCUACCUCCAGCAAUUCUGCUUCCAGCAAUUCUGCCUCUAGCAAUUCUGCCUCUAGCAAUUCUGCUUCUAGCAAUUCUGCUUCGACUUACACUUUGCCAGUUACCCAAUCUACCCAAACUUCUUCUUCAAGCGUUGAUAUUUCUUCACAAGAAAGUAACACUACACCUGUAAUUUCAUCUACUACUAACGAAAGUAGUGUAACUGAUACCAGUAGUGAUUCUGCAACUAUCUCCACAAGUUCCAAAGAAAUAUCUUCUUCAGAUAGUAUUGUUAUCACUAUAUCAUCUCCUUCUACAAGUUCUACACAAUCAUAUUCCACCACUACUUUUUCAUCCAAAAAUUCUGGUAGCGAACAUGUUACGGGCACUUCCACAUACGUCUGGUCCACAACAUCUGUUACAAUUGGAAGUAUUGUAACUGUAUACACCACUUGGUGUCCAUUAACUACUACUAUUUCAAUCGAAUCCUGUGUUGAUGACCAAUGCAGUAAAUUGAAGUCUUCAACAAGUAUUUCUAAUGAAUCACCUGCUGAUAGUAUUACAACUACGUCUGUUUCGAGUACUAUGAAUAGUUUUACUUAUACUAAUCCAAAUACAAUUGUAAGUGUAAGCAAUGUUGAAUUACCGUUAACCACUACUACUAGCCAUAUCGAUAACUCUGCUAUCACAUCUAUAAAUGAAAUUAGCAACUCUAUUACAAGCAGUACUAAAAUGAUUGAAAUAAGUACUUUUGAUAGUCAUGGCUCUCACACUGCUGAAACUUCUACUUUAACAUUAUCUACCGUUACUACCACCAGUCAUGGAAUUGUUACCGAAUAUACCACCUGGUGUCCAUUAACAAGUGUUGCAACUACUUCUUUAAACGCUAUUUCUAGUAGCCAAUUGAGUAGUUUAUCUUCUAUUAAUAGUGAAAGUAGCAAUAAAUCUUCCACUUUAGUGGCUUCGACGACACUUAUUAAUAGUGAGACUGUUUCUAUUUCUUCAAUUCCUUCUACAUGCACUGGUAGUGAUGAUUGUGUUAUCGAAGUUACACACGUCAUUACUCCGACUCCAAUUACUGUUGGUUCUACUAUCAGUGAAUUUUCCACGGUUUCCACUAUUUCUGUUUCUAAAAUGGUUCCCAUUACUACCCAUUUUACCAGUGACGACCUGGGUAACCUCUAUACUGUUAUUUCAAAAAGUGCUAUAGUUAUGGAUAGUGAAACUACUGUUGUUUCCAGCACUAAUGUUGCAAUUAUUAGUACGCCAACUAGUACAGAAACAUAUGUUACUACAAUUACGCAAGAAAUCAGUGUUCAGCAACCAACAAGUUCUGUUAGUAAUCCAACAACUCUACAACAACAAGAAAGUGUUGCUGCUAGUGCCACUAAAACAACCAUUUCGAUUAGUUCUUAUCAAGGAGCUGCAAAUAAAAAUAUCGAAAUUUCCGGAAUGGUUAAUCUUUUGAGUAUUCUAGGCUUAUUCACAUUUUUAAUUUAG
This is a messenger RNA of Saccharomycodes ludwigii, 4455 nucleotides long. RefSeq lists its product as uncharacterized. The record is from RefSeq and is a predicted model, not a curated record. The coding region runs from base 1 to 4455 and encodes 1484 amino acids. The transcript has a single exon. NCBI's taxonomy places the organism in Eukaryota, Fungi, Ascomycota, Saccharomycetes, Saccharomycodales, Saccharomycodaceae.